This is a messenger RNA of Capsicum annuum, 3812 nucleotides long. Its product is annotated as jacalin-related lectin 3-like. Gene Ontology annotation, molecular function: carbohydrate binding. The record is from RefSeq and is a predicted model, not a curated record. Lineage: Eukaryota; Viridiplantae; Streptophyta; Magnoliopsida; Solanales; Solanaceae.
UAUAUUCCUCCUGUGAAACGCUAAACUAUCUGAGUCUCUUUCUCGGCAUCCUCAGUUGUUAUACUUCAAUAUGACUUUCGGGGAUCAUGGAGAACAGACCAUUUCAGUCGGACCGUGGGGAGGUGAAAAUGGAUUGCACUGGGAUGAUGGAGUUUAUACCACCAUAAGGCAACUGGAAAUAGCUCAUGGAAUCGGAGUUGAUUCUCUUAAGGUUGAAUAUGACAAAAAUGGAAUCUCAGUAUUCUCAGAGAAGCACGGUGGCAGUGGAGGAGCUAAAACAGACAAGAUAAGACUUAAUUAUCCAGAUGAGUUUCUAACUUCUCUGCAUGGAUACUAUGGUAGCUUGUACGAAAGGGGGGCAGUUUUUGUGCGAUCGCUUACAUUUGAAAGCAACAAAAGAACAUAUGGACCAUAUGGUGUCCAGCAAGGAACAUAUUUCACGUUGCCAAUUUCUAAGGGAAAAAUUGUUGGCUUCCAUGGAAAAUCUGGCUGGAAUCUUGAUGCUAUCGGAGUAUAUAUUGAGCCUAUUCAAAAAUCUUUGCUGACUACUUCUCAUGCUAUCGUUCAUUCCAAACAAAGCAUUGUCCAUGGGAUGGAGAAUUAUGAGUACUCAAUGAUACAAGGAAGUCCUCGUAAAAACUUUGAUCUCAUCGUUGCAGUUAGACGCAAGGAGGAGAACGACAGCCUUUUACCUCCAACCACAUUUUCGAGACAAACUUCUAGUUCUGAAUCUUCUGAUAGGGAUUCCAUCUCUACCGAACCAAAUAAAAAGGUUGCAACUAUAGCUCCUGCCCCUAUUGAGAGAGUCCCGUCGAAAACUAUAAUCAAAGGUGUUGUCAAAUAUUGUACCUGGGGUGGAAGUGGAGGGACCGUCUUUGAUGAUGGUAUUUAUGAUGGCGUUAGGCAAGUUUACUUGUCACACAACGUAGGAAUAGUUUCGAUAAGAGCUUGCUAUGACAAAAAUGGACAGGCAAUGUGGGGAAGUAAGAACGGUAGUACUGGAGGAUUUAAAACCGAAAAGGUGUGACUAUAUGAGUCCUCUGUUAUUGAUUAUCCAUCAGAGAUUUUGACUCACAUCACAGGCUACUAUGAACCAACUAUGAUUAUGGGACCGAACAUCAUUCAAUCACUAACGUUUCAUACUACAAAAGGCAAACAUGGACCAUAUGGAGAAGAAAAAGGACAACAAUUCUCAACGAAGUUGAAAGAAGGGAUAAUUGUUGGCUUUCAUGGGAGGAAAGGAUUGUUUCUUGAUGCACUUGGUCUUCAUGUGUUGGAAGGCAAAGUUGUCCUAUGUUUACCCCCUACUCCCGCCUCCGCCCCUAAACCUAUCAAACCAGUUGCAGCAGAGCAAGUUCCAUCUUUAACUGCCCCAUCUCCGCCGAAACCUGUCAAACCAAAACCAGCAUCUGUCACUGAGGUUGAUGAUAGUACACAAUGGACCUUUAAACUUGGAAGAAAAGGACUCACUGAGGAGGCUCUUUCUCGCCAUCCUCACUUGUUAUCCUUCAAUAUGACUUUCGAGGAUCAUAGAGAACAGACUAUUUCAGUCGGACCGUGGGGUGGUGAAAAUGGAUUGCACUGGGAUGACGGAGUUUAUUCCACCAUAAGGCAACUGGAAAUAGCUCAUGGAACCGGAGUUGAUUCUCUUAAGGUUGAAUAUGACAAAAAUGGAACCUCAGUAUUCGCGGAGAAGCAUGGUGGCGGUGGAGGAGCUAAAACAGACAAGAUAAGACUUGAUUAUCCAGAUGAGUUUCUAACUUCUCUGCAUGGAUAUUACAGUAGCUUGUACGAAAGGGGGUCAGCUUUUGUGCGAUCGCUUACAUUUGAAAGCAACAAAAGAACAUAUGGACCAUAUGGUGUCCAACAAGGAACAUAUUUCACUUUGCCGAUUUCUAAGGGAAAAAUUGUUGGCUUCCAUGGAAAAUCUGGCUGGUAUCUUGAUGCUAUCGGAGUAUAUAUCGAGCCUAUUCAUAAAUCUUUACCGAUUAGUUCUGUAGUUCAGUCUCAGCAACACCAUUCUAUCGUUCAUACCAAACAAAACAUCGUCCAAGGGAUGGAGAAUUAUGAAUACUCAAUGAUACAAGGAAGUCUUGGUAAAAAUUUUAAUCUCAUCUUUGCAGUUAGACACAAGGAGGAGAACAACAACAUUUUACCUCCAACCACAUUUUCGAGACAAACUUCUUCUAGUUCUGAAUCUUCUGAUAGCGAUUCCAUCUCUACCGAACCAAACAAAAAGGUUGCAAAUAUAGCCCCUGCCUCUAUUGAGAGAGUCCCGUCGAAAACUAUCAAAGGUGUUGUCACAUAUUGUCCCUGGGGUGGAAGUGGAGGGACUGUCUUUGAUGAUGGUAUUUAUGAUGGUGUUAGGCAAGUUUACUUGUCACGCAACGUAGGGAUAGUUUCGAUAAGAGCUUGCUACGACAAAAAUGGACAAGCAAUGUGGGGAAGUAAGAACGGUGGUACUGGAGGAUUCAAAACCGAAAAGAUAAUAUUCGAUUAUCCAUCAGAGAUUUUGACACACAUCACAGGCUACUAUGGACCAACUAUGAUUAUGGGACCGAACAUUAUCCAAUCACUAACGUUUCAUACUACGAAAGGCAAACAUGGACCUUAUGGAGAAGAACAAGGACAACAAUUUUCGACAAAGUUGAAAGAAGGGAUAAUUGUUGGCUUUCAUGGUAGGAAGGGAUUGUUUCUCGACGCACUUGGUGUUCAUGUGUUGGAAGGGAAAGUUGCCCCAUGUUUACCUCCUACUCCCACCUUCGCUCCAUCUCCCAACUCCGUUAAACCAAACGCAACAUCAGUCCCAUCCUUACCUUCACCAACUCCCCCCAAACCUAUCAAACCAGCUGCAGCAAUUGCUCCAUCUUUAACUGCCCCUUCUCCGCUGAAACCUGUCAAACCAAAACCAACAUCUGUCACUGAGGCUGAUGAUAGUACACAAUGGACCUUUAAACUUGGAAGAAGAGGACUCACUGAGGAGACGAAAAAGGAAAAGAGAGCGAUAAAAUGGAACGGAGGAGCACAAAGGAUAGUGAAAGAUCCAGCACCAUAUGGACCUGGUCCAUGGGGUGGAGAAGGUGGAAAGCCAUGGGAUGAUGGAGUUUUCACUGGGAUCAAGCAAGUCAUCUUAACACAAUCAUCAGAGGCCAUUUGUUGUAUCGAAAUUGAGUACGAUCGGAAUGGACAAUCUGUUUGGUCAGUAAAACAUGGUGCAAAUGCUGGGAAAUUGACAAAUAGGGUAAAAUUAGAGUAUCCUCAUGAAGUCCUAACAUGUAUUACUGGAUUUUAUGGUCCAAUAAGUAAGGAGAUGGGAUUGAAAGUGAUAAAAUCAUUGACAUUUCACACCACUAGAAGGAAGUUUGGUCCAUUUGGAGAGGAACUAGGAACAUAUUUCACAUCAUCAACAACACAAGGCAAAGUGGUGGGAUUUCAUGGGAGAAGUGGAAUGUAUUUGGAUGCAAUAGGUGUGCAUAUGCAACAUUGGUUGGGCAAUCAAAAAACCUCCAAACAUUCUCUUAUGAAAAUAUUUCACUAAAGUUUGAUACUUAUUUUCGCUUGGCAUAACACAUAAACAGACGCUCAAGACACUUUCAAAUUUGAAGUGCUUACUUGUCGGCUGCGAUCGAAUUUAAUUUAAGUGUUUGUAUAUGUAUUAUGUCUUUUCUAAUUUGAAUAAAGAAAAGUCGAAACACAAAUAAAUUUUGUGUGGAGUCUAAGAAACAUCUUCUUAUUAAUUUGGUUUGUGUGUAUGAGUGAAUAAAUGAAAGUAUUUUUGUAAUAACAUUUGGAUUUUGAUGAAAAUGUUUAAA